CACUGUUUACUUCAUUUUAACAAAACAUGAUGAUUUUGAAUUUUUUAUGGGAUUUUGUAGAUGAUCAAGGAAGUUUUGUUGGCUUUGAAUGAAAGAAGUGGGUUGAGUCCAUAUGCUAUAGAGAAGUACAUGGAAGAGAAGCACAAGGAUGUGCUUCCUCUGCAACUACAACAACAAAGGGUCAUGAAGAAAGUUGGGCCUAAGAAGACAAAGAAAUCAACACCUGCUAAGCCUAAACAGCCCAAAUUGAUUAAGUCUCCUACUGCUAAGAGAGCCAAGAGGACCAUUGCUUGAGUCUGUAGAAAUUAGAUAAAAAUAAGUGGUGUUUGUAUUUUUGAAAAUAGU
Quercus robur (English oak) is the source of this 345-nucleotide messenger RNA. RefSeq names its product histone H1-like. The transcript is spliced from 2 exons. The record is from RefSeq and is a predicted model, not a curated record. The coding region runs from base 61 to 294 and encodes 77 amino acids. Gene Ontology annotation, biological process: nucleosome assembly. Lineage: Eukaryota; Viridiplantae; Streptophyta; Magnoliopsida; Fagales; Fagaceae. Gene Ontology annotation, cellular component: nucleosome. Gene Ontology annotation, molecular function: DNA binding.